CCCUGAUUCCACCAUUCACGAUCAUGAUCGCGGCUUGAUAUCGCGGUUGUUCUAGAGCAAGGCGUUCCGCAGCGUUUAUCGGGCGAGUGCAUCAGUUUGCGUUGGGAGGAGAGGCUUCGUCAGUUACCUUUGUUCAGCUUGAAAAAGCUAUUCGAAGUGAGGAAGGUGUGGUGGACAUCUUGGAUUUGGUCGAAGGCCAAGAAGCCGAUAACAAAACGGAGCCUGAAAUAAUUUGACAAUCUGUCACCUGUCAAGUGAACAUUUGCAAUGGCAUUCACAUUUGCAGCCUUUUCAUACAUAUUAGCACUCAUAUUUGAUGCGGUGCUGAUCUUCUUCGCUAUCUUCCACAUAAUUGCCUUUGAUGAGUUGAAGACUGACUACAAGAACCCCAUAGACCAAUGCAAUAGUCUCAAUCCACUGGUGCUGCCAGAGUAUCUCAUACACAUUGUCUUCAACUUCAUAUUUCUUCUGGCUGGAGAGUGGUUCACAGUUCUCCUGAAUGUUCCACUGAUUGCCUACAACAUCAACAGGUACCGCACGCGACCCGUGAUGAGUUCGGCCGGUCUGUACGACCCCACGAACAUCAUGAACGCCGACACGCUCAACAAGUGCCAGCGCGAGGGCUGGAUCAAGCUGGCCUUCUACCUGAUUUCCUUCUUCUACUACCUGUAUGGGAUGAUCUACUCGCUGAUCUCGGCCUGAGCACGGCCGGCCGGCCGCAGCGACAAUCCCAGAGGGUCGGCGGCGCGGCGCGGCCCUCCUCCGUCCGGCGGCGCUGCGCGGCGCGGCACCGCCCGCCGCGUGUGCGCGCGCGCACUGACCGCCCUUGGCGAAGUAUGCCCAGUGUGGGCAGUACUCAACGUGCAUCUGAUCAGCUAGGUGAUAUAUUUUAUUUGUGCUCGAUUUGAGUGAUUUGGACGCGCGGCGCUGCGAUACAUGAGAUUUGGCGGGGCGUGCUGACCGUGGCGCACCGGCCAACACGCCGACGCUAGUCACGCGCUCACGCACAAGCCGGCGUGAGCGGCUCAAUAAAGGGCGAGGACGUUCGCGAGGCCAUCCAA
This is a messenger RNA of Pollicipes pollicipes, 1061 nucleotides long. RefSeq names its product protein cornichon (gene cni). The transcript has 5 exons. The record is from RefSeq and is a predicted model, not a curated record. Lineage: Eukaryota; Metazoa; Arthropoda; Thecostraca; Pollicipedomorpha; Pollicipedidae. Gene Ontology annotation, biological process: vesicle-mediated transport. Bases 268 to 702 code for a protein of 144 amino acids.